Messenger RNA from Coregonus sp. 'balchen', 7643 nucleotides. The record is from the annotation of a GenBank genome assembly. NCBI's taxonomy places the organism in Eukaryota, Metazoa, Chordata, Actinopteri, Salmoniformes, Salmonidae.
AUGCUCUAUGUUCUGUCCUUCAGCCCAAACGCUGUGCUCAGGUUGCGCUUCAACCAUUUUGCCACGGAAUGUAGCUGGGACCACAUGUACGUCUAUGAUGGAGACUCCAUCUAUGCACCACUGGUCGCAGUAUUCAGGUGAGGUCAUCAUACAUUUACAUUUUAGUCAUUUAGCAGACGCUCUUAUCCAGAGCGACUUACAGUUAGUGAAUACAUUUUAUUUUUAUUUUUUAUACUGGCCCCCCAUGGGAAACGAACCCACAACCCUGGCGUUGCAAACGCCAUGCUCUAUCAACUGAGCUACAUCCCUGCCGGCCAUUCCCUCCCCUACCCUGGACGACGCUGGGCCAAUUGUGCGCCGCCCAUGAGUCUCCCGGUCGCGGCCGGCUGCGACAGAGCCUGGAUUCGAACCAGGAUCUCUAGUGGCACAGUUAGCACUGCGAUGCAGUGCCUUAGACCACUGCGCCACUCAGGAGCUACUCAGGAGCUAUCAUGCUGUAUGCAUGUACAUACGUGUGUACUCUCUAGUAUGCAGUCAACUGUGCAUGCAUGAACACCAAAUACUGUAUACCUCCAAAACUAGUUGGAUGGAACACAUGCCGCUAAAUAAUACAGAUGAUUGUAGAAUCCACACACAGUGGUGAUCCAGAAUACUGGCUAGCUGAAGAGGAAUUGUUCUCUCCCUUUCUAUUAUACAGUGAGGGAAAAAAGUAUUUGAUCCCCUGCUGAUUUUGUACGUUUGCCCACUGACAAAGAAAUGAUCAGUCUAUAAUUUUAAUGGUAGGUUUAUUUGAACAGUGAGAGACAGAAUAACAACAAAAAAAUCCAGAAAAACGCAUGUAAUUUUUUUUAUAAAUUGAUUUGCAUUUUAAUGAGGGAAAUAAGUAUUUGACCCCCUCUCAAUCAGAAAGAUUUCUGGCUCCCAGGUGUCUUUUAUACAGGUAACGAGCUGAGAUUAGGAGCACACUCUUAAAGGGAGUGCUCCUAAUCUCAGCUUGUUACCUGUAUAAAAGACACCUGUCCACAGAAGCAAUCAAUCAAUCAGAUUCCAAACUCUCCACCAUGGCCAAGACCAAAGAGCUCUCCAAUGAUGUCAGGGACAAGAUUGUAGACCUACACAAGGCUGGAAUGGGCUAAAAUACCAUCGCAAGCAGCUUGGUGAGAAGGUGACAACAGUUGGUGCGAUUAUUCGCAAAUGGAAGAAACACAAAAGAACUGUCAAUCUCCUUCGGCCUGGGGCUCCAUGCAAGAUCUCACCUCGUGGAGUUGCAAUGAUCAUGAGAACGGUGAGGAAUCAGCCCAGAACUACACGGGCGGAUCUUGUCAAUGAUCUCAAGGCAGCUGGGACCAUAGUCACCAAGAAAACAAUUGGUAACACACUACGCCGUGAAGGACUGAAAUCCUGCAGCGCCCGCAAGGUCCCCCCUGCUCAAGAAAGCACAUAUACAUGCCCGUCUGAAGUUUGCCAAUGAACAUCUGAAUGAUUCAGAGGAGAACUAGGUGAAAGUGUUGUGGUCAGAUGAGACCAAAAUGGAGCUCUUUGGCAUCAACUCAACUCGCUGUGUUUGGAGGAGGAGGAAUGCUGCCUAUGACCCCAAGAACACCAUCCCCACCGUCAAACAUGGAGGUGGAAACAUUAUGCUUUGGGGGUGUUUUUCUGCUAAGGGGACAGGACAACUUCACCGCAUCAAAGGGACGAUGGACGGGGCCAUGUACCGUCAAAUCUUGGGUGAGAAUCUCCUUCCCUCAGCCAGGGCAUUGAAAAUGGGUCAUGGAUGGGUAUUCCAGCAUGACAAUGACCCAAAACACACAGCCAAGACAACAAAGGAGUGGCUCAAGAAGAAACACAUUAAGGUCCUGGAGUGGCCUAGCCAGUCUCCAGACUUUAAUCACAUAGAAAAUCUGUGGAGGGAGCUGAAGGUUCGAGUUGCCAAACAUCAGCCUCGAAACCUUAAUGACUGCAAAGAGGAGUGGGACAAAAUCCCUCCUGAGAUGUGUGCAAACCUGGUGGCCAACUACAAGAAACGUCUGACCUCUGUGAUUGCCAACAAGGGUUUUGCCACCAAGUACUAAGUCAUGUUUUGCAGAGGGGUUAAAUACUUAUUUCCCUCAUUAAAAUGCAAAUCAAUUUCUAACAUUUUUGACAUGCGUUUUUCUGUAUUUUUUUGUUGUUAUUCUGUCUCUCACUGUUCAAAUAAACCUACCAUUAAAAUUAUAGACUGAUCAUGUCUUUGUCAGUGGGCAAACGUACAAAAUCAGCAGGGGAUCAAAUACUUUUUUCCCUCACUGUAGGUAACGAGUGGGUGUGAUCAUGAAUCAAUGGAUUAAUAUUCUGCAUUUACACUGAAUAAAAAUAUAAACGCAACAUGUAAAGUGUUGGUCCAAUGUUUCAUGAGCUAAAAUAAAAGAUCCCAGAAAUUGUCCAUACGGACAAAAAGCUUAUUUCUCUCAAAUUUUGUGCACAAAUUUGUUUACAGAAUUUCUGCAUAAACUGUCAGAAACCAGGGAAGCUCAUCUGCGUGCUCGUCGUCCUUACAAGGGUCUUGACCUGACUGCAGUUUGGCAUCAUAACCGACUUCAGUGGGCAAAUGCUCACCUUUGAUGUCCAUUGGUACGCUGGAGAAGUGUGCUCUUCACAGAUGAAUCCCGGUAUCAACUGUACCGGGCAGAUGGCAGACAGCCUGUAUGGCGUAGUGAGGGCGAGCGGUUUGCUGACGUCAACGUUGUGAACAGUGUCCCACAUGGUGGCGGUGGGGUUAUGGUAUGGGCAGGCAUAAGCUACGGACAACGUACACAAUUGCAUUUUAUCGACGGCAAUUUGAAUGCACAGAGAUACUGUGACAAGAUCCUGAGGCCCAUUGUCGUGCCAUUCAUCCGCCUUGUUUCAGCAUGAUAAUGUUUGGCCCCAUAUCACAAGGAUCUGUACACAAUUCCUGUAAGCUAAAAAUUUCUGUUCUUCUAUGGCCUGCAUACUCACCAGACAUGUCACCCAUUGAGCAUGUUUGGGAUGCUCUGGAUUGACCUUUACGACAGCAUGUUCCAGUUCCCGCCAAUAUCCAUCAACUUCGCAUAGCCAUUGAAGAGGAGUGGGACAACAUUCCACAGGCCACAAUCAACAGCCUGAUCAACUAUGCAAAGGAGAUGUGUCACGCUGCAUGAGGCAAAUAGUGGUCACACCAGAUACUGACUGGUUUUCUGAUCCACACCCCUACCUUUUUUUAAAGGUAUCUGUGACCAACAGAUGCAUAUCUAUAUUCCCAGUCAUGUGAAAUCCAUAGAUUAGGGCCUAAUUUAUUUAUUUCAAUUGACUGAUUUCCUUAUAUGAACUGUAAAAGCUUUGAAAUUGUUGCGUUUUUUAUAUUUUUGUUCAGUGUUGCUCUUAGGCCUGUCUUAGGUGUUCUUCCUCUCACCCUCCCUCCCCCUUUGAAGAAUAGGUCCCUAAUGUAAUUCCUUCCACUGAGGGUCCUUCCCUAUGGACUCUCCCCUGGUAUUGGCUGUGUGGUCUUUGUGUUGAGCCUGGUUGUAAUCUUCCCGGUGGGGAGCGGAUUUCUCCUCCCUCUUUGAUGACCUUGAUGGGGCUGUGCUGUGUAGCCUGAUCCUCCAUGCAAUGGAGGGAUCGAUCCCGAGGAGAGGAAGGAGUCACUUUCUCCCAAUGAAGUAAAGACGGGAGGGCGGGAGGACGGGAGGACGGGAGGACGGGAGGACGGGAGGACGGGAGGACGGGAGGACGGGAGGGCGGGAGGGCGGGAGGACGGGAGGACGGGAGGGGGGUUUUCAUGGUGACAGCAAUCGCAGCUCAGCAGUCAAGCAAAGGGCGAUAAUUUAUCCAGCAUACUUUGGAGCUUAACGUGUUUGUGUGUGUGUGUGAAUACUCCAUCAUUAAUGUAUUUUUCUUCUUCUCCCACAGCGGUCUCGUUGUCCCGGAAACGAGAGGGAACGAGACUGUUCCGGAAGUGGUAGCCACCUCUGGAUAUGCACUGUUGCACUUUUUCAGUGACGCUGCCUACAACCUGACUGGAUUCCACAUCUCCUACUCGUGAGUGGCCCCAGCCCAUACACACACACUACAUUUACAGUCACCUAUACCUUAUAAGUCUUCACCUAUACCUUAUAUGACCAUUAGGGAAGUCUCUGGCUCAGUAGCAGACAGUGGGUUUGCUAAGAGCCUUGUCCCCAUUACAUUCUCUUUCCUCUUGCUCUGUUGAUGCACACUAGUACUGAGCGAUUAGUGCUUUUUGAGGACGUUUCAGUUCGAGUAUUAAAAAAUAAUCAAGAUUUUUGGUUUCUAUUAUUUUUUUAAACAUUAAAUGCACUGUGCAUUAUGUGGGUUGAAUGCUGUAACAACACAGAAUAAAAUAAUUAAAGUCCCAUGAUGGUAGUGACUUUCCAUUACUGCUUAUCAUUUAUUCACAUUGCUUUAACAAAAUAUUUCAGUUGUUGUGUAUAUUACAUUUGUUUUAUUUGAUGACUUUAUUAUUUCAUUCCAAGUCAUCAUCUCAUCUCUAUAGAGCGCUGCCUAUGCUGUCUGACAAAUCCCUAUUUUGUAGUUCUUCAAAGUAAAUAAGGCAUACUUUUACGACUGCUGAAUAACAACUAUCAACUACUUAGAUCAUGUAUUUUCAGGUAGAGAUACCUCGUGAAGAAACUGCACUCUAUGUAUCUUCUCUUGAUCGCGCAUUCUUCUGUCUCUUAUGUAGUAGGCUUAAAUGAAACACAGACCGGACAAGUAGCCAUGCAAUGGAUUAUGGUCAUUGUAGUUAAUCAUCAUGUUUUCUGUUCUAAACUAUGUAGAACAUUGGCUUGUUGGAAACUACAACUCCCUACUACAUCGCACAGUUCGGGCAUGAUCUGAUUUAUCUCUAGAGAAACUGCAGCACGAUGUGCACAUUGAGCUCACAGAAAAAAACAUACGAAAUGUAAUUCAAAAAUUUGAACCGAUGUAUGUCAAUUAGUCGUUUAAAAUACUAAAAAUAACCAACAUUUCGGUUAAUCGCUCAGCACUACUGCACUCAGACUCUUUAGGCCACAUUGUAGACCCUAGAGUCUAGGGUCUACAAUGUCUAUCACACGAUUAGCUGAGAAUGGGCAUUACAGCUGAGGAGAUGACACCCCUUAACAUAUGAGAUAUGUGUGUGUGUGAUUCUGAAAAUGAAUUAAUUGGGUUGUCUCGCAAAGCAGCAGCCAAAGAGAAGGAUGGGCUUUCAGAUAAGUUAAACUCAGCCUCAAGGGCUCCAGCACAGACACACACACCAUGUGGCCAUAAAGGUGUUGCCAUAGCAACACUCUUGUCACAGCGGUAAACAUUAUCGUCCCCCUGUUGCUGAAAAGCAUGUGUAUUAUCCUGGAUCCUUGACCUCCUCCUGUCUCUGUCUACCUUCCAUAUUUCUCUAUUAUUUUGUCGGCACUUCUCUUUAAUUCUCUCUCCAUUUCUCUGCAUAUCACCCUUUAUCUGUUCUGCUCCCUGAAAACACAUACCCCAAUAGAUGGCAAUCACCUCUGUCAAUCAAUCAUUCUUUCAGCUAUUUGUUUUUCCUCAAUUAUUGACUUAUUUUUUAUUCAACCUUUAUUUAUACAGGUAAGUGAAUUAAGAGCAAAUUCUUAUUUACAAUGAUAACCUUUCCAAAUGUACUUCCUCAUCCCUCCCAUGGUCUCAUGCUUUCACUCAUCUAAUUCACCAUCUCUCCGUUCUGGGUCUGCAGGGUCAACUCGUGCCCCAAUAACUGCUCCGGUCAUGGGAAGUGCAGCACGGGGAACUCUAUCGCCAGCCGGGUGUACUGCGAGUGUGAUAAGUACUGGAAGGGCGAGGCCUGUGACAUCCCCUACUGCAGGAACAACUGUGGUAGCCCCGACCAGGGCUACUGUGACCUCACUGGGGAGAAGAGCUGUGUCUGCAACGACAGCUGGCAAGGUGGGGCUAGGGCUAUGGUUAUAUCGUGUCAAUGUUGUCACAAUGUUGUCUUUAUGGUGUUGGAUCUUCAUGUUGGUUCAUAGGGUUAAUUCAUUAUUCAAUGACAAAGGUAAGUUAUUUGUGUUCUUGUAUAUUGAGUCACACUGCCAUCUUCUGGCUGAAAUGAGAACUGUGACGAGAGGGGCACAGAGACCAUGUAUCAUAUGUUACAGUAAUAGAAGCUGACAUCUGAAGUACUCGGCAGAUAUGACCGUCUUAGUUUAGAUGAAGGGAAUGAGGUCAUGUUGUAGGAUGCAUGUAACCUGUUGGAUAAUGUCCAACACUAUUCUGACAGCUUGAUAGUAGGAGCCUUUUUCAUGUUGAGUAUUCCAUGCUCUAACAAUCUAAUCUUGAGAUGAUGGUGGAAGACCACAGGUUUCUGCUCUCCAGACAUGACCGAUUCUCCUCCGUAUUCAUACAGGCUACACUAAAUACAACACCUGCUAUUGUCUGUUGACCAAGAGGAGAUAUCUUAUGUUCCAUGUCUGCCAUCUAGUGGUGCUGGAGGUUUUGUCCUUACACCUUGUGGGUCGCUGGUCUAGGUAUCCCCUUAGUAUAACCAUGCAUUGAUAUGAUCUCCAAUGUUCCUGAAUACUGUAUGCUUUGGUGAUGUAUUAACACUUCUUCUUUACAGUAGAACCAACCAAGCACCUCUCAAUGAGACAGAACUGUCCAGCAGGGUAGAACCAACCAAGCACCUCUCAAUGAGACAGAACUGUCCAGCAGGGUAGAACCAACCAAGCACCUCUCAAUGAGACAGAACUGUCCAGCAGGGUAGAACCAACCAAGCACCUCUCAAUGAGACAGAACUGUCCAGCAGGGUAGAACCAACCAAGCACCUCUCAAUGAGACAGAACUGUCCAGCAGGGUAGAACCAACCAAGCACCUCUCAAUGAGACAGAACUGUCCAGCAGGGUAGAACCAACCAAGCACCUCUCAAUGAGACAGAACUGUCCAGCAGGGUAGAACCAACCAAGCACCUCUCAAUGAGACAGAACUGUCCAGCAGGGUAGAACCAACCAAGCACCUCUCAAUGAGACAGAACUGUCCAGCAGGGUAGAACCAACCAAGCACCUCUCAAUGAGACAGAACUGUCCAGCAUGGUGCCACUCCUAUGCUCUGACACUGAGUUGCUGGUCACUGGUCAUUUACCACUGGUCAUUUCCCUAAUUAGGUUUUCUCCACUGAUAGACAGGGUCCUGGCCCCUAGACCCUAUCACAUCCCCCCAUUUCCACUGUCUGUCCUCCACUCUAAUAGGGGCCAACAGGGGCCAGUAUCAUGAGAUCCUUCUCAUAAUGGGGUUUGAUGAAUCAGAGUGAGUAGUAGCCAUGUGAGCGCAUCACAAUCAUGGCUGACCCCAUCAUCAUGACAUAGGCUUUGUUAUCACACUCUUCACCAGCUGAUGGUGCUGUGGGACCAUGUUUAGUCAGCUGUAUUAAAGUGUUGCUGAAGAGAGUAUUUUGCUACAAACGCACCUCACAUACUUUCAUGCAUUUGUAAUUAUGUUGUUUGGUCCUCUCCAGGUCCAGACUGUGCUCUGUCAGUGCCGUCCACUGAGUCUUACUGGGUGAUGUCUAACGUCAAGCCCUUCAGCCAGUCCCUGGGCAGGGCCUCCCAUAAGGCUGUGGUCCAUGGGAAACUCAUGUGGGUCAUCGGAGGAUACACCUUCAACUACAGCUCUUUCCACAUGGUGCUC